AUGUCGGAAGAAAUAUCAGUCGCAAGACCCGACGACACAGACCAAGUACUACUGCUAGUCAACUGUCGCAGUCGCAGUCCCGAACCCGCCAGCUCACUGCAACUAUCCCGGAGUAAAAAGCAGGGCCCAGUAAUCGUCGCCAGUUCCUCACUGUCGUCGUCGGACUUGGAAUCUCCCAGUCUCGCAGAUAAGAGCGACAGUAUCCGGAUUCUCGAGAACAGGGCCAUGGGGGAGGAGCCAGCGCCCGCCGGCGCUGACAGAUCGUGUGCAUUAUCAUCAUCAUCUUCUUCUUCUUCAUGGAGUACGGCCGCGCUGUCCUCCUCGUCUCGAGCGCCGUCGUUCUCCACAAGCCCAAGACGCAGUCCAGGGUUAUAUGGCUGUCUCUUCCACAUGCUGGACUGCCACGAGUCCUUUGACGAGAUCGCAGAAUGGCGAGCGCAUGUCCUCAGCCAUUUUCAUGCACACCCGCCCCCUCCCACAGCGCGGUGUCCUCUCUGCCCAAAUGUCAAGUUUACCAGCACCGGCGCAGUGACGUCUCCAGGUGCAUCGCCCAUACUGGAGAAUCCAACUAGCCACGAGUCGAUUCCAGACCCUUCUCCUCUCCCCACUCCAACCUCAAUCCUUGCAUCUGAGCACGAACAAGAACAACAUCCCACGGCAUGGUCUCACCUCCUCACCCACGUCGCAACAGCCCAUUACCAGCACGGCCACACGCUAGCAGGAAGCCGACCGGACUUUGAGCUAAUGGGCUAUCUAUAUCGGCUGCGUCUGAUCUCAGAUGCCCAGUUCAAGGCGAUGCAGCUGCCGCCUGCGCCGUCGAGUCCCGCGUAUCAUCGCUCACUGGAUGGCGUGCGGAGGAGUAUUGGGUCGGCGGAUGAGCCAUAUUGUGCGCCGUAUAGUCGGAGGAGGGAGGAGAGGCUGAGGGGGCAGUCGCCUAAUAAUGGGCUUGGUGUGGUGUGA
This is a messenger RNA of Penicillium riverlandense, 960 nucleotides long. RefSeq lists its product as uncharacterized. The record is from RefSeq and is a predicted model, not a curated record. NCBI's taxonomy places the organism in Eukaryota, Fungi, Ascomycota, Eurotiomycetes, Eurotiales, Aspergillaceae. The transcript has a single exon. The coding region runs from base 1 to 960 and encodes 319 amino acids.